Messenger RNA from Coffea eugenioides, 1925 nucleotides. RefSeq names its product protein HOTHEAD-like. NCBI's taxonomy places the organism in Eukaryota, Viridiplantae, Streptophyta, Magnoliopsida, Gentianales, Rubiaceae. Gene Ontology annotation, molecular function: oxidoreductase activity, acting on CH-OH group of donors; flavin adenine dinucleotide binding. The coding region runs from base 1 to 1746 and encodes 581 amino acids. The record is from RefSeq and is a predicted model, not a curated record. The transcript is spliced from 5 exons.
AUGAAUACAGGAAAGUGGAGUUCGAUUCUCGCUACUGUUGUUGGAAUUCUAUGCCUCAUUUGUUCUUCCUUCUCCGAGCCAGCUCCCUACCACACAUUCGCCAAAGAUGCUACAGCGGCUCCGCCUCUAGUGUUCUACGACUACAUAAUCGUCGGCGGAGGAACUUCAGGAUGCGCUUUGGCAGCCACCCUGUCCCAGGGAGGUCGAGUGCUUUUGCUGGAAAGGGGCGGCUUGCCAUACGACGACCCCAACGUAAUGGACAUAAAAGGGUUCGGUGCCACCCUAGCGAAUACCUCCCCAUCAUCCCCUUCCCAGCUAUUCAUUUCCACCGACGGAGUGAUCAACCACAGAGCCAGGGUGUUAGGGGGCGGGACGGCCUUGAAUGCGGGGUUCUACUCGAGGGCGAGCACCGAGUACGUCAGCAGGAUGGGGUGGGAUCAGAGGGCAGUGAACGAGUCGUACGAGUGGGUGGAAAAUAAGGUGGUAUUCGAGCCGGAAGUGGGGGCAUGGCAAUCGGCGGUGAGGAGUGGUUUGCUGGAAGCCGGGCAAUUCCCGUACAACGGAUUUACGUACGAUCAUGUGAAGGGGACUAAGGUGGGGGGCACCAUCUUUGAUGGAAGUGGCUACAGACACACCGCUGCAGAUUUGCUCGAGUAUGCUCAUCCACCAAACAUCACCCUCUAUUUGCAUGCAAUCGUGGAGCAAAUCUUGUUCAAGACAGAAAAGCUUCCAAGACCAAGAGCCCAUGGAGUCUUGUUCUUGGACCCUAGUGGGAACAGGCAUCUGGCGUUCCUGAACAGAGGCUGGGCGAACGAGAUCAUUUUAUCAGCCGGAGCACUAGGAAGCCCACAAUUGCUGAUGUUGAGUGGCAUUGGGCCAACUGGACACCUAAGGACGCACGGCAUCAAAGUGUUGUUGGACCAGCCCAUGGUGGGUCAGGGAAUGGCGGACAACCCAAUGAACGCCAUCGUGGUUCCUUCACGUCGGCCCGUGGAGACUUCCCUCAUUCAAAUUGUUGGCAUCACCCAGUUCGGUAGCUACGUCGAAUCUGCUAGUGGACCCGUUGCCUUUAAUUGGGUGCACGGCCUCAAUCAACAGUACCACAAGCUAUCUAAUGAGGCUAGCUGGCCUUCGCCAGUACCGGCAAACCAAAGCACUUCGAGUUCAAGGGCCAACGAAGCUCAUAUUGAUGACUUCAUGGAUGCCAGUCAACCGUCGGGGAUCAUCCUGGAAAAGAUCUCGGGGCCCUACUCUAGCGGUCAUCUGGAGCUCCAAAAUAGGGACCCGAAUGAUAAUCCUAGAGUGACAUUUAACUAUUUCCAUGAUCGGAGGGACCUGCAACGAUGUGUUCAAGGCAUGGAGCUGAUCAGACGGGUCAUCGAUUCGAGGUCUUUCUCGCGUUUCCGAUACCCCUUGACGCCGGUGCAAACUCUAAUAAACUGGAUGCUGACCUUCCCAGUUAACUUGAGACCACGGCGGGUCUCGGCUGCUUUCUCAAUGGAACAUUUUUGUGAAGACACCGUCAUGACCAUAUGGCACUACCACGGCGGAUGCCAAGUUGGUAAGGUUGUGGAUCGGAACUAUAGCGUCGUUGGAGUCGACGCCUUGCGCGUUAUUGAUGGUUCCACAUUUUCUGAAUCCCCUGGAACUAAUCCACAAGCCACUGUCAUGAUGCUGGGCAGGUACAUGGGACAAAGGAUUCUGAAUGAGAGAGAUUCCCAAUGCAAUGAAGCGGUAGAAGAUUGACAGACAAGACCGGAUUAUCCAUUUACUGCUUUUGUUUUCUUUUAUACUCCUAUAUAAUAUAACUGAUCAUGUUAGUGGCGGGGAUAUGUCCGGAAUUGAGAACUUAAUGAUUUGCUGCUGCUCUGUUAAUCUGAUGACAGGCUGUUUUUUCAUCCGCAUAAUAUGUAUCAAAUUUAUAA